AUGCCACCAAGCGGCGUGUGGACAGCCGGAUGCCCUCUGACAGCCGUCCUGGUGCCGCAGCGGCACGCGCUGCUGCGAGAGUGCGCGCCACUCCUGCCGCUAGUGGGGGCAGCCCUGGCCUGCGCUCACGGCCUGCCAGGCGCUACGCGCAGGGCGCUGCACAGCGCCAUGCGCGGCCGUGGUCGCCUGUGGCAGCAGCAGCAAAAGGAUGGCAAGGGCAGCGACAGCGGCAGCAGCAGCAGCAGCAGUCGGUCAGCCCGCAGCAAUGCGCCUGCCUCGGGCGGCGCCCCGUGGGGCGGCCGCGCGCAGUCUGCGGCGCCUUUCCGGCGCCUGCCCCUGCGACCAGCUUCACCUUGGAUCCUCGGGCCCUUUUCCCUGCGGCGGCGCCCCUCCAUCACACCGGCUGGGCUGCCUGCCAUGGCCCGCGCAUGCCUUCACACCCUGCCCAGCAGCGGAAGCACCGCACCCACCCCUGCCGGGGCCACCGCCAGCGGCGGCGGCGGCGGCGCUGCCGCCGCCAUGCCGUUCAGCAGCAGCCUGUCGCCGGGUGGUGACGCCAUUAAUAAUCACGAUGUCAUCGACGCCCUCAAGCUGUCCGAGAUGAUCCAUCGCUUCAGGGCGCGCGGCCACAUGAUGGCGCAGCUCGACCCGCUGCGGCGCUGCAAGGGGGGGCCGUGGGUGGGGCCCAUCGGUCAGGAGAACGACAGGAGCGACCUGACGCUUGUGGCGCUGAUCGCGGGGUGGCCGGAGGGCGGCAGCGACGAGGAGCGCGCCGCGUUUGUGGGGCGCCAGCUCGGCCUCAUCGGGCCGGCCACGCCCGACAGGCGGCUGCCCGUCGGCUCCCUCAUGCCGGGCGAUCCGGGCGGAGCCCCUGCGAAGGAGUGGUGGGGGCUGGCGGAGGUGGUUGAGGUCAUGCGGGAGCGCUACUGCGGCACGCUGGCCCUCGAAUUCAAACACCUCUUCCAACAGGAUGAGAUGGCGUGGAUCCAGCAGCGCUUUGAGACGCGCACCCAGCUGGAGCCCGAGGAGAGGGCCGCCAUCCUGAGGCAGCUGCUGGAGGCCGACUCCCUCGAGCGCUUCCUGUCUGUCAAGUUUCCCUCCAGCAAGCGUUUUGGCCUGGAGGGCUGCGAGGCGCUGCUGCCCGGGCUGCAUGCGCUCAUACGCGCGUCUGCGGGCCACGGGGUGGAGCGCAUCAUGUUAGGCAUGGCGCACAGGGGUCGCCUCAACGUGCUGGUGCACCUGCUGGGGAAGCCCAUUGGUGCCCUGUGCAGCGAGAUGGAGGGCCUGCAGAGCGAGUUCAAGGUCGGAGACGUCAAGUACCACCUCGGGCAGACGGGCUCCCUGGACGUGACGCCCCCCGGCCAGGCCCCGCGCCGCGUGGCGCUGUCCAUCGCGCCCAACCCCAGCCACCUGGAGGCGGUAAACCCCGUGGUCAUGGGCAUGGUGCGGGCGCACCAG
Monoraphidium neglectum is the source of this 1458-nucleotide messenger RNA. RefSeq names its product 2-oxoglutarate dehydrogenase E1 component. Gene Ontology annotation, cellular component: mitochondrion; oxoglutarate dehydrogenase complex. NCBI's taxonomy places the organism in Eukaryota, Viridiplantae, Chlorophyta, Chlorophyceae, Sphaeropleales, Selenastraceae. Gene Ontology annotation, molecular function: oxoglutarate dehydrogenase (succinyl-transferring) activity; thiamine pyrophosphate binding. The record is from RefSeq and is a predicted model, not a curated record. The transcript is spliced from 7 exons. The annotation marks the transcript as partial. Gene Ontology annotation, biological process: tricarboxylic acid cycle.